GCCGCGAGCUCAAGAAGCUGAAGGAUCAAGAGCACGAGCAGCUCAUGGAGGCGGCCCGUUUGGAGUCCGAACGGCGGGAGAAGGAGCAAGCGGAGUUCGACAAGCUGAAGCAGAAAUACGAGAAGCUCUACCCGAAGCUGGUCGAGAAUGAGGCACUGAAAGCCAUUCUGGACGGCAAAGUCCUGUCCGGAGAGUUUCUGAAGCCAACUGAUCCUGCGUUUGAGUUGGAGGUGGCCCCCCACGGCCGCCACGUGCAGCUACUUGCCGACCUUAUGGCCCUCCUGGGUCUGGAGAUCGCCACAGACCACGAUGGCGCCGCGGAGUUGGAG
Symbiodinium sp. CCMP2456 is the source of this 329-nucleotide messenger RNA. The record is from the annotation of a GenBank genome assembly. Lineage: Eukaryota; Dinophyceae; Suessiales; Symbiodiniaceae.